Messenger RNA from Aaosphaeria arxii CBS 175.79, 988 nucleotides. RefSeq names its product ribose 5-phosphate isomerase. Gene Ontology annotation, biological process: carbohydrate metabolic process. Gene Ontology annotation, cellular component: intracellular anatomical structure. Bases 390 to 905 code for a protein of 171 amino acids. The transcript has a single exon. Lineage: Eukaryota; Fungi; Ascomycota; Dothideomycetes; Pleosporales. Gene Ontology annotation, molecular function: isomerase activity. The record is from RefSeq and is a predicted model, not a curated record.
CCUCAGCCCAAUUUGACAUCAUUUAAACCUACCACGGCCCCGCCACGUAUGAAAACAUGACUCCCCCAAAGCGCGCUCUCUUCUCUCUGAACAUCAGCUCAAACGCCGAUCACAUCUACCAACGUGUCGAAGACCGCAACACAGACGGAAAAGACCGUGUCCAAGUUCGCGAGCACAACGACCCUCUAGUCGGACAGACCAACCUCGAGAUCCUGACACGCCCUUUCGAGAAGGAAGUCAAGAGAUCCGUAGAACGAAUCGUAGACGGACGCGUAGUCACAGACACGAAGAUCGAACGUAGCGGCUCAGGCAAUAAGCACGUUUCCAACAAAGUCGAAGACAAAUACGACACCAGCGAUCUCUAGAUCACUCCACCACCUACCAGCAAUAUGUCUGAACACAAGCCCUUCCGCAUCGCCAUCGGCUGCGACGAGGCCGGCGUCUCCUACAAGAAAGCCAUCAUCCAAGACCUCGAGAAGGACUCCCGCGUCGAGUCCGUCACCGACGUAGGCGUCCCCGAGUCCGCCGACAAGACCGCCUACCCACACGUCGCCGUCGACGCCGCGCAGCUCGUCCAGCAGGGCAAAGCCGACCGCGCGAUCCUGAUCUGCGGCACCGGUCUCGGCGUCGCCAUCGCCGCCAACAAGGUGCCCGGCAUCCGGGCCGUCACCGCGCACGACAGCUUCAGCGUCGAGCGUUCCAUCCUCAGCAACGACUGCCAGGUCCUCUGCAUGGGCGAGCGCGUCAUCGGAAAGGAGCUUGCCAGGCGGUUGGCGAAAGAGUGGUUGGGGUACCACUUCGAUCAGACGUGUGCGAGCGCCGCGAAGGUGCAGGCUAUCACUGACCACGAGAGGAAGAACUAUGCCGCGUUGAUCAAAGACCAGGGAAAGACGGGGAGCUGUUAGGCGGAUCUGACCAAGGGCAGCUUGCAUAGAAAAUAUAUCAUCAUAGCGUGUUGUUAGGAAAAUAUAAAAUCGGUUUCAUUUUA